Messenger RNA from Daldinia loculata, 2405 nucleotides. RefSeq lists its product as uncharacterized. Bases 159 to 1949 code for a protein of 596 amino acids. The record is from RefSeq and is a predicted model, not a curated record. Lineage: Eukaryota; Fungi; Ascomycota; Sordariomycetes; Xylariales; Hypoxylaceae. The transcript has 3 exons.
CCGACACCAGCGUUGCGCCCACUUUCUUUCGCCUACCCAAUCUACAGUACCAAUGCCAUGAUACUCCAGUUACAUUACCGUACUACUACGGAAAUCUCAGUUGUACAUUAGUACUGCUAAUAGUACUGUCAUAUGUCAUAUGUCAUAGUACUUGUGAUAUGCACCCUUCCGCUAACGAAGCUUUUUCCUUCUCCACCUUCGUCGAUCGCGACACCGAAACCAACACCGAAACCAAUACCAACACCAACACCAACGCUAAACAUCAUCGAGCUUCCUCCUCCACCGACCCCAUAGCUGCCAGUAGCCCUUCCGAGGAUAAUCGGAACGAACGCGACAUCUUCGGCCAUCUCCACAAACCCGGCCCCUCCCAGGAGAAUGGUCAGUCCUCCGAUUCUGGGAACGCCUCUUCCCAGGCGGGCCGCGACCAUGUCUCGGGUUAUCUCGAAGAUCAGCGAACUAAGAAACGCCGGACCGGUCCCAGCCCAAGGGGCGUAGCAAACUUAACGCCAGAGCAGCUCGCCAAGAAGAGAGCAAACGACCGGGAGGCGCAACGGGCCAUCCGCGAACGCACUAAGAAUCAGAUCGAGGCCCUCGAGAGGCGGAUACGCGAGUUAACUUCACAACAACCAUAUCAAGAGCUUCAGGCCGCUAUACGGGCCAAGGAGGCUAUCGAGGCUGAGAAUGCCGAAAUUAAAGGCCGGCUGGCCUCUGUCUUAUCCCUAAUACAACCUAUAUUAUCUAACCAACAAGUCGAUGGAGCCUACGCAUCUCCUACCCCUAUUAUCACGCCAGCUCAGACUGCGCAGCGUUCGCCCUCGGCCCCUACUAGUUACAAUGCUUCGACACCCGUGAGCGCUGCGUCUCCUUCCGCAGCAGACACACCAUCCCAGGCACAAUCACAAUCACAAUCACAGGCUCAUCCAAGUCCGCAUUUUACCCAGGUAAUGCUAAACCAGCAACGACAUGAUCUAUUUCAUAACUUAGAUCUCGGUGCUGGUGAGCAGCUCAAGCUUGAUUUUCUGCUUGAUCCCUCGCAUCGUGUGAAUAAGAUGCAGACUGGUGUCAAUGGGGCACAAGACACACCGGGACGUCAGCAUCUUCCUACGAAACAUGAUUGGAACGUCGGCUUGCUCCCGCCCCCUCGGAACCAUGCGACCGUCAACAGCGGACCGCACCAACACCAACAGCGUCGCAUAGAGUACGCUCCGCGGAAUGUAUUCCAACCGGUUGACUCGUCUUGGGUUGGUAACUCGGCCCCUAUCAAGAACGGCCCGUCGACCUGUCCUCUAGAUAGCCUGCUUCUUGAGUUCCUACAAGAGAGACGUCAACGGGCCGCAGAGGGCGUUCCUACGCGAGACAUAAUCGGCCCGAGAUAUCCCUCCGUCUCAUCCCUACUCAACCCAGCCAAUAGCGUAUUCUCUCACCCACUCUCCAAGGUCUUUACAGACAUAUUGGCGGCCUUUCCAGGGAUUAGCGGGCUUCCGGAGCGCGUAGCUGUGCUCUACUACAUGUUUCUCGUCAUGCGGUGGCAAGUCAGCCCUACGCAAGAGAACUACGACCUCUUACCCUCUUUUGCGCUCCCCACGCCGGCACAGCUACAAGUUACCCAUCCGGCGUGGAUAGACCAUCUCCCCUUCCCACACAUGCGGGAGAAGCUCGCAAAGGAGUAUAAUCCCGUAGAGUUUCUAUUCGAUAACUUUUUCAUUCCGUUCACAACCACCAUCUCCCUCAACUGGCCGUAUGAGGCCACAGACACGCUACUCCAGAGCCCGGACGGUAACGAAUUGCUGAUCAACCCCGUGUUCGAACGUCACCUGAGGAGAUUCGAGAACUGGACGCUGGGCGAGCCUUUCGAUAAGGCGUUCCCCCGUCUCAGGGGCACGUAUAAUCUCAAAAGAUGUACUAGCGCCCCGAGGGAUAUGGCGGAUGGCCAGUUUAGCGGUGGGUAAUUUGGUAUAUCUAUAUAUUAUCUAUAUAUAUAUCAAUAUACAUGAACCUAUAUAAGAAAGUUAGCACAGGUUUAGCCCGGCCAUGCUAUACGCAACACGUAAAAGAGGGGUUUAUAUAUACUACCUCUCACGGGGAUAGUACAGCAAGUAUCGGGACCCUGCUAUUCCCGAGAAGGUUUAGUUGUAAUUACAUAACGGUAGAUUGGGCAGAACUAAUAGAAGAGGCCUAAGGGAUGUCUUUGGGCAAGGAGAUGUAUAAGGUAGAAUGUUAUGGGGGGUAUAAGAAGUUGUUCAUCUAUCCACCUAUAUAAUGCGAGUAUAUGUAUAUAGCUCGUGGCUCAGUAUUCAAUGUAAUAACAUAGUGUUUGAUAACAUCGUUGUCUCCUGAGGAGCUAUAGUAUGAAGAGUAUAAAUGAAUCUAUAUCGUAUUAGUUAGUCUAUGAGCCUAGCCUUCAC